AUGCCGGAGGAACUUUUUUUGCCACCUGCUUGCAUUUUUGAAGGUGAAAAUAAAAAAUCUGAAUACUCAGAUGGAAUGCCUCCAGGUACCCAAGUUUUCAUGUCAGAAAAGUCAGCUUACAUAACAUCUGCACUCUUUUUAGAAUGGCUUCGAAGCCACUUCGUGCAAAGGAAACCACCUGGCAAGGUUUUGAUAACAUGCGUUCUAAAUUCUUCCCAGCAUCGAGAUACUCAAGGCCAGAGUCUCCCGGGAAUCCCCGGAGAACGCCAGCCGUCGGUCCACCCAGGACUGGCGGAAAUAGCAGUCCAUCGAGUAGGUCUGCGUGAAAAGAAAUCUGCAAGUGUUUCAUCACAAGUGCCUUCAACAUCUCAUGCACGUCCAACAAGUCCAACUGCCUUCAAGCCUGCCUCAAAUAAAAGAAGUAAGACUUCUAAACAAAAUAAGACCCAAACAGACUUCAUGAAUUACUGCAAGAAUCAGCUUGAAAGCAAAAAUGAAAUUGAUGAAUUUGAUGCAGCCGCAAUUUCGUGGGCGAAAAAAAUUAAAAAGAUGAAUCCAACUCAGGCUAUUUAUGCAGAUAUGCUUAUCAAUCAAGUUGUAAAUAAAGGAUUAUUAAACCAAUUAACCGAGACAACGAUAAUUAUGCAACAAUCACCAGUUCCACUUCCACUUUUCUCACCGCCUAGCCCAUAUAGUGUUGCUUCAUCAAAUUCUUCAUUACAUCGUCCAGAAAGAACAUCUCGAUUACAUGCUUUAGAUUCAGCAAGUAUAACAGCUUACUAUGAGCAAGCUAGUCAGGAUUUUAGUAAUUAA
Acanthoscelides obtectus is the source of this 813-nucleotide messenger RNA. The record is from the annotation of a GenBank genome assembly. Lineage: Eukaryota; Metazoa; Arthropoda; Insecta; Coleoptera; Chrysomelidae.